Messenger RNA from Chaetomium strumarium, 1753 nucleotides. RefSeq lists its product as uncharacterized. Gene Ontology annotation, cellular component: microtubule organizing center; mitotic spindle; MWP complex. The record is from RefSeq and is a predicted model, not a curated record. NCBI's taxonomy places the organism in Eukaryota, Fungi, Ascomycota, Sordariomycetes, Sordariales, Chaetomiaceae. Gene Ontology annotation, biological process: microtubule anchoring at mitotic spindle pole body. The coding region runs from base 89 to 1654 and encodes 521 amino acids. Gene Ontology annotation, molecular function: protein binding. The transcript has 3 exons.
GUGUAUUCCAUUGUCGUCAAUUUUGAAGUCGUACUGAUUUUCACGUUUCCGGUUUCUCCUGCCCGGGCCAGCCCCGGCAAAACCCACGAUGCAGCUUUCAAAACCAUUAAAAUCUUCGGCCCAUUCCCUUCCGAGUCCAGAUGGCAAACAUAUUGCGACCAUCUUCUCUUCCGUUGUCAAUGUCCGAGCCGUGUGUGGACUCCAAGUGGUCAACGUGAUUGAGUUAGGCCAGGACUUCGCAGGCCCAGUUCUUAGCCUCCAAUGGUCACCUUCUUCCCGACUUCUGCUCAUCGCUGAUGCCGAGCGGGUGCGAGUGGUGUCGGCGCUGGACGACAGCUUCAGCGCGACCAUCCGGAACCAUGCCGCUGCCGGGACGAAACCAGCAUACGUUGGCUUCGGUGCAGCAGACACCGAAGUCUGUGUCAUCUCGUCACUUGGUAUCAAGCUCUCCCUGUUCGAUCUUGCAUCAUCCAAGGCGGUUGAGAUUAGCGACCCCAAGCUAUUUUCUGCCUCGUCUGCGUCCAGAUGCUUCUCUUUCCGACCUGAGACACGUCAUCUUGCGCUGCUGACGAGGGUAGCGGGUAAGGACAUGGUGAGCAUACACAGCUAUCCAACAAGAGAACUGCAGAGGUCGUGGGCGCCAGACACAAUCGAUGCGCAGGGACUAGCCUGGAGCCCAGAUGGGAGGUGGCUUGUGGUAUGGGAUUCGGCUGCCCAGGGCCACAAAGUGGUCUUUUACACGUCUGAUGGCCAUAUCUUCAAGACCUGGUCCGGUCCAGCCAACCCCCCGCCGGAGGAUAGGGACUUUGCGCUCGGGCCGGGCGUCAAGUCGAUUCAGUUCUCUGCAGAUGCCCGGCAUCUUGCCAUUGGUGAUUUCAGCAGGUCUGUCUGCGUCCUCAGCAUGGCGUCCGUCACUCAGACAAUGCGGCUACGCCACCCGAAGACUCUUGUCCCUCGGGAGACGCUCCAGGUCUGGCAGGAGCAAAUCGGAGUCUCGCAAGCAGGACCGAUCAUCCACACGUUCUUGCGGACCACGCAGCUGAUCUCCCCAACGCCUGCCCCACGGGACCACUCAGAGCCAGGCGCAUCUGGCUGCGCCGCCAUUCUGUUCGACACGUCCUCGGCGCUCGUCGCCACGAGGAUCGACGACUUCCCGAGCACGGUCUGGAUAUGGGAUGUGCAGGCUGCAGAGCUCCGGGCCGUGCUUCUCUUCCACGGAAACGUAGCCACCCUUUCGUGGCACCCCCAUAUCGCAGAAACCCUGCUUGUCAGAUGCGAAGGCGAACAGUACAAUGGCUUGGCAUUCGCUUGGGAUCCCCUUUCAGAAGGACCAAGAACUAUCGACUUUGGCCAACGCAUUCCUGGGGCCAGGGCCGGUGGCAAGCCGCGGACCCUGUGGCUUGGACUGGACGCCCGGAGCCCUCCCUCUAUAUUCUUCUCGGACGCACAGAACUACGUCCUUGCAUGCCUUGGCGAGACGGACCAGGCACCGGCUCCAUGGGGUGACCUGGAGAUCUCGGGGCCGGUAUUUUCAGCCCACCGCGAAGAGUCUCCUCUUGAAUUAGUCCCGGCAUCUGGGACUAGGCCUGAAGUGCCAGAGCUUGACGAGGACGAUUACAGCGAGUUAGAGGAUACCUUUGUGCACAAACGGUAACCCGUGCUGCACGGCAUCUAGUCGCCUCCGCAAAGCUUCCUAGGCUGUUCCCCUUCAAAACGGAUUGCAUCUUCAAUAUGUGUCCGGUGCGGAAAAUUC